AUGCUAACUCCUAGAUUUAGCAUCACUCAAGAUGAUGAGUUUCUCUUCAUCUGUAUAAAUAUCGCCACUGUUAGAUUCAACGCUUCGAGCCUAGAAAUGGUCGCUGACGACAAUCUCUUCAUAUUUCAUUUGUCACCUUACUAUUUGAGACUUCGCUUCUCCAAAGGCCUGAUAGAUGACGAGCGCUCCGAAGCAGAAUUCAAAGCGCAGGACGAAAGUAUACGUAUUCGAAUCCCCAAAGCUAACAAGGGUGAGUUCUUCGAAGACCUUGAUCUUCCGACCAAAUUGUUGGCCCGUCAAGGUGAUCUAGUUGCUGCAGAUGCUUUGGAGCCUGCUACAAAGAGCCACAAAGGCCCAUUAAUCCAAGAAAUCGAAUCUUCGGAGGACAAGAACGAGCUGCAGCAAGUAGGUGAAGAUUUCAAUUGGGAGAUUCAACAAGCACCAGCACUUGUUUCGGAUGCUGCUAAGAUCUUAACAUCAAAAUAUGGGUUUGAUGAUAAGUAUGAUACGGCUAUUGGUGUUUCAGUGGCAAAUGGAAAUGACAUCAACGAGAUAGACCAGCCAGACAAGUGUAACGGCGAGGAGCGUAUCGAGGAAAGGUUGAGAAAAGAGAACUUGAAGUUUGAUCCUGAAUACUACGUUUCUGAAUUCAUGACAGCCAAGUAUGGAAAUGAAGAUGAUUUAGAGAUCAAUGGGAUACGAACAUUACUCAAGUUCACACCACCAUUGGCUAAAAAGUUUUUAAAAUGGUACAAGCAUGCCGCAGAUAAGGACUCCAUCAUGGACAUCGAAUUUUCUGAAAAAGAACAAAACCAAAUGCAAAAUAAUCUGCCGAAGAAAACAUACCUUGUCGACGACGUCAAGAGACUUUAUUUGACUAUCCUUUCACUACUUUUCGCCUACAAUUUUGAGCAAACUGAAAAUGAAGGUAUUCAUAACUCCGAGUCAGCGUGGACUAUCGGAAAGCUGGCACCGCAAUUAUCAUUUCUGGAUCAAUUGAUCCUAAAACCGGAGGAUGCCGGAGACUUUUCCAUAAUUAAAGCACUAAUUGUUACAGGAAUUAGACGCAGUCUAAGCUACCCCCUGCACAGGAACUACGAGCUGUCCAUGAAAGUAUGGGAUUACGUUUAUUACAUUCUUCGUGGUGGUAAAAGGCUUGUAAUACAAGCACUUCUUGAUAUCCAUGAGGUAUUUCGUUUCCACGAUGUCUACUAUGUUUACAACACCAUUUUACUCAAUGACUUAUGCGCGUGGUUCAUACUUGAAGGAAACGAAAACGUAAUAAGAAGCCUUGCAAUCACUUUAAAGAAAGAACUGGAUCAUACGAAGAAGGAGGACAUCGAGUUUGAUUGCGUUUGUGGCGUUGAUGAGGAGUCAGGUCAAGUUUCUUGGGAGAAUUUAACUAUCAAAGAAAUGGAGUUUUUAUCCGAACAAGAAUAUUUACAAGACAAUGCGUCUGCUACACAGACAUAG
Molecule: messenger RNA, 1473 nt
Organism: Lachancea nothofagi CBS 11611
Lineage: Eukaryota; Fungi; Ascomycota; Saccharomycetes; Saccharomycetales; Saccharomycetaceae
Source: the annotation of a GenBank genome assembly